GCACAAAACUAGCGUUUUCUCAUUGGGUGUUGCUGCAAUGGUGGCGGCGGUGGGACAUUGAAUGACUUUGGCUUCAUCACGAAAAUAGCUGGUUUAUCCAGUUAAUUGACAAAAUUUGACAAUGGAGGCUCUUAUUCCAGUUAUAAACAAACUGCAGGAUGUGUUCAACACAGUGGGGGCCGACAUUAUCCAGCUGCCGCAGAUAGCGGUGGUGGGGACUCAGAGCAGCGGUAAGAGCUCUGUACUGGAGAGCCUGGUUGGCAGGGACCUGCUGCCCCGUGGGACUGGCAUUGUAACCAGACGGCCGCUCAUUCUGCAACUGGUGCACAUUGAUCCUGGAGAUGUGAGAAAACAUGACAACAGCGGAAGUGAAGAGUGGGGAAAAUUUCUGCACACUAAAAAUAAGAUCUACACAGACUUUGAUGAAAUCAGGCAUGAAAUUGAACAGGAAACUGAGCGAAUAUCGGGUAAUAAUAAGGGGAUCAGCAAUGAGCCCAUUCAUCUGAAGAUAUUUUCUCCACACGUUGUCAACCUCACGCUGGUGGAUCUGCCAGGAAUUACGAAGGUGCCUGUGGGCGAUCAGCCUAAAGACAUUGAGAUUCAGAUCAGAGAUCUGAUCCUGAAAUACAUCUCCAACCCCAACUGCAUCAUCCUGGCUGUCACGGCGGCGAACACUGACAUGGCCACCUCUGAGGCCCUGAAGGUGGCCCGUGAGGUCGACCCAGAUGGUAGGAGGACGCUGGCAGUGGUGACCAAGCUGGACCUGAUGGACGCUGGCACUGACGCCAUGGAUGUACUGAUGGGCCGAGUCAUUCCUGUCAAACUCGGCCUCAUCGGAGUCGUCAACAGGAGUCAGUUGGACAUCAACAAUAAAAAGUCUGUGACGGACUCUAUCCGGGACGAAUAUGCUUUCCUGCAGAAGAAAUAUCCAUCGCUCGCCACCAGAAAUGGAACCAAAUAUUUGGCCAGAACCUUAAACAGGUUACUGAUGCAUCACAUCAGAGACUGUCUCCCUGAGCUGAAGACACGGAUUCACGUCCUGGCUGCUCAGUACCAGUCUCUACUCAACAGCUACGGCGAGCCAGUGGAAGACCAAAGCGCUACCUUGCUCCAGCUCAUCACCAAGUUUGCUACAGAAUACUGCAACACCAUAGAGGGCACGGCCAAAUACAUUGAAACAGCAGAGCUGUGCGGUGGAGCCAGAAUUUGUUAUAUAUUCCAUGAGACUUUUGGCAGAACAUUGGAGUCUGUGGAUCCUCUGGGAGGGCUCAGCACCAUCGAUAUACUAACAGCUAUCAGGAACGCAACAGGCCCGCGUACUUCCCUGUUUGUGCCCGAGGUUGUCCUCGAGCUGUGUAAGAAGCAGGUGAAACGCCUGGAGGAGCCCAGCCUGCGCUGUGUGGAGCUGGUCCACGAGGAGAUGCAGAGAAUCAUUCAGCACUGCAGCAACUACAGCACACAGGAGCUGCAGAGGUUCCCCAAACUGCACGAGGCCAUCGUGGAGGUGGUCACUUCUCUGCUCAGGAAGAGGCUGCCCAUCACCAACGACAUGGUUCACAACCUGGUUGCCAUUGAACUGGCUUAUAUCAACACAAAACAUCCAGACUUUGCCGACGCUUGUGGGGUCAUGAACAACAAUUUGCAGGAGCAGAGGAGAAACCGGCUGAGGGAGCUGCCGGCCGGCGUGCCCAGAGACAAGUCUGCUGGCAAAGGUCCGCUUGGCCCAUCUGCAGUUUGUGGCGAGUCGCCUCCGUCUGCAUCAGACCUGGACGGUGCCAAGGGCACGGCGGCAGCGGCAGCAGCAGCACCCCAGGUAGAGCAGGACGGCACAGGAACCUGGAGGGGGAUGCUGAAGAAGGGAGAGGAAGCUCCAGCCUCAGGACCAGGAAGUCCCCUCAAAGGAGCUGUCAAUCUGCUGGAUGUGCCGGUUCCUGUGGCCCGGAAGUUGUCAUCACGUGAGCAGCGGGACUGUGAGGUUAUCGAGCGCCUCAUCAAGUCUUACUUCCUAAUCGUUCGCAAAAACAUCCAGGACAGCGUGCCAAAGGCAGUGAUGCACUUCCUGGUCAACUAUGUGAAGGACAGCCUUCAGAGCGAGCUCGUUGGACAGCUGUAUAAGUCCGGCCUCCUCAACGAUCUGCUCACAGAAUCAGAGGACAUGGCUCAGCGGCGCAAAGAGGCCGCGGACAUGCUGCAGGCGCUGCAGAAAGCCAGUCAGGUGAUAGCAGAGAUCAGAGAGACGCAUAUGUGGUGAGAACUCAGUCCAACCUGUCCCAUCACGCCUCAAGGACUGACCCCAUCUCUAGCUUUGUUCCAACAUGCACUCAUCAAGUCCACACUGGACGUCUUGGAUUCAUGCACUGAUCUGCCAAACCGUAGGCAUCGCACGCGCUCCCAGGUGCCUACAAGAAAUGCAAGAUGUUGAUUUGCUACCUUAGAUAUGUUCAAGAAAACACACACACUGCCUCUGGUUGAUGUUCAAACCUCCUGAAGGACUUUGUGGUUAACCAGGAUGAAGAUCAUGUGUAUAAAGUGGAAAUGAAGGUUCUCGGGUUUGCGGAGUGAAAAUGUUUAACCACUGAGUUAUAAUAACUAAAUAUUGUUUUUGAAGCCUUUUACAUGAGGAAUAGUCAGUGUGUGGAUGUGGCUGACGAAAUACAACCAGGAUCAAGUCACAAUUCUAAAACUGUUUAGCGUUUUUUUUUGUUGUUGUUGUUGUUUGCACUGUUGUUGCCACACUGUAGAAAAGACAUCGUCCUACUGUACAACCUUCACAAUCCUUAUUUAUUAAUGUUAUUUAAGUGGUUAAAGUUGAGUACUACUGCAGGUAGCUGCGGUAACUUAACUAUGUUUACAUGUUGUGGUGUAUGUGAAAGCUGUGGUUCUCUGUAUGAUUCCUGAGAAAUAAUAAUAAAUAGAGGUAUUUUAUUGCCA
Molecule: messenger RNA, 2931 nt
Organism: Thalassophryne amazonica
Lineage: Eukaryota; Metazoa; Chordata; Actinopteri; Batrachoidiformes; Batrachoididae
Product: dynamin-1-like protein
Biological process (GO): mitochondrial fragmentation involved in apoptotic process; mitochondrial fission
Cellular component (GO): membrane; microtubule; mitochondrion
Molecular function (GO): GTPase activity; microtubule binding; GTP binding
Source: RefSeq, a predicted model, not a curated record